GUGCCAGCGUCAAGUCGGGACGAAAGCUGGAAGGUUUCUCCCCCGGGGAAGAAGCGAGAAGGAAUUUAAAGAUGUCAGCAGUCAUGGUCGUGCACGGUGGGGCGUGGGCAAUACCACACGACCUGGCCGAGGCCUCUGUUGAUGGAGUAAAGGUUGCAGCGUGUGAAGGGUUUUCAGUGCUGCAACGAGGAGGAAGUGCACUGGAUGCUGUUGAGGCAGCUGUGAGGGCUCUGGAAGAUAACACGGUGUUUGAUGCAGGACACGGAGCAGUGCUAAAUGCAGAUGGAGAAGUAGAGCUGGAUGCCAUCAUCAUGGAUGGAAGGACACUUGCCAGCGGUGCGGUGUCUUCAGUGAAUAACAUUGCCAAUCCUGUGUCACUGGCACGGGCCGUGAUGGAAAAGACAGCCCACGUCCUGCUGACGAGCAGAGGUGCAAACCUGUUUGCAGAGAGCAUUGGCAUGGCCACAGUUCCCGGUGACACACUGGUGACUGAGAAUGAGAGGAAGGCGUGGAGGAAAAACAAGAAUUUUGCUACGGAAGUAAUGGAGGAUUUUAACUGUCAGUGGGCCCAUGACACUGUUGGGGCAGUUGCUGUGGACUCUGCUGGCAAUGUUGCAUGUGCAACAUCAACUGGGGGGAUACGAAAUAAAAUGGUUGGCAGAGUAGGAGAUUCUUCCAUCAUUGGUGCUGGAGGAUACGCAGACAACCUUAUUGGAGCAGUGUCUUGUACCGGUCAUGGAGAGUCUAUUCUUAAAGUCACAUUGGCCCGACUCAUUCUUUCACAUAUUGAACAAGGUAAAUCCCUCGCAGAUGCUUCUCAGCUGUCUCUGCAGUACAUGGGGGACCGUGUCCGUGGUGCAGGAGGUGCUAUUGCAGUUUCUCCGUCGGGACAGUGGGCAGCCACCUUUACCACAGAGCGGAUGGCUUGGUCAGCAGUGGAUCAUGAUGGUCUGUGGUAUGGAUUAGACCCAAAUGAAAGACUAAAAGAGCAGUUAUCCCAAUAACCAUUUUAGCCGUUUUAAUCCUCAUUUAUUCCAUAAUAGAGGAAAUGGUAUUUCUUCUAUGUUUUUUACUAAUUCAUUAUGGUUUGGAUCACUCCUAUUGGAAAUCCUAUGGUUGUUGGUAGCCAAAAUAAAUGAGUAGCGUUUUCUUCUUUCUAAUCUGUGAUGUCACUGUACAGCACAUGUAGUGAAAACUAAACUGUAGAAUAUUGUGGAUAUUAGAGUAGAGACGUCUCAAGAUCUGUGAUUUGAGCAGCUAGUCCAUACAUUGGACUAGUUUUUCUUUCCCCGCAAAUUCUGGAUGGCAUAUAGAACAUACACUAAUGUAGGAUGUCUGAUUUAUUUGAUUAAAUUCUCUUUUACAUUGUGU
Cyclopterus lumpus (lumpfish) is the source of this 1371-nucleotide messenger RNA. Its product is annotated as isoaspartyl peptidase/L-asparaginase. The transcript has 7 exons. The record is from RefSeq and is a predicted model, not a curated record. Gene Ontology annotation, molecular function: asparaginase activity. The coding region runs from base 72 to 1004 and encodes 310 amino acids. Lineage: Eukaryota; Metazoa; Chordata; Actinopteri; Perciformes; Cyclopteridae.